Sinocyclocheilus anshuiensis is the source of this 1216-nucleotide messenger RNA. RefSeq names its product ankyrin repeat and SOCS box protein 15-like. Bases 101 to 1216 code for a protein of 371 amino acids. The record is from RefSeq and is a predicted model, not a curated record. The transcript has 7 exons. Gene Ontology annotation, molecular function: protein binding. Lineage: Eukaryota; Metazoa; Chordata; Actinopteri; Cypriniformes; Cyprinidae.
UAUCUCAUUCAGCUGACCAUUGAAGAGUCUUGUCACGAGGCAUUUGCAAUAUCGAAAAACGGGUGAUACUGCGGUCAUCCAUGAGCUCAGGCAAUUUCCCAUGGCCUUCAAGGAAGUGGACAGUAGAGGAUUUCUACCACUCCAACAAGCCGCCAUGCAACCAUCAGGGAAAGUACUGGAGACAAUUCUGGUCUCCAGCCAGCCAAACUUGGAGGAGACAAGUAGGAAUGGAGAGACUGCCUUGACUUUAGCAGUUCAAGCUGGACUAGAGGAGAAUAUCAGGAUCCUUCUGGAACAUGGAGCAUUACCACAUAACCCCAACAGCAAAAAGGAAUCUCCACUUCUGCUGGCUGUAAGAGUCCGAUCUUAUCAAAUGGUGUACGCUCUCAUUGCACAUGGAGCUGUAGUGGAUCAGGUAUGUUCUAAGAGGUGGACGGCACUGCAUGAAGCAGCCCAGGUGGGCUGCGUUGACAUUUUAAUGCUGCUGCUGAGACGUGGCGGCCAGGUGUCAGUGCGGGAUUGUCAUGGAGUGACACCAUUGAGUGUAGCAGCAGAAUGUGCAAAUCUUGAAGUCCUCCAAGUUCUCAUUGAUAUUGGAGCUGAUGUGAAUGCACAGUCCUAUAAGGGAGAAAGUGUGUUGAUGGAUGCAGCUGGUUCUGGAAACCCAGACUGUGUGGAUCUUCUGCUUGAACAUGGAGCCUCACCAGACCUGGCCAGUUUGACCGGGCAUCUUCCUAUUCAUCGUGCAGCCUUCGAGGGCCACUACCUUGCGUUGAAAAAACUGAUAUCUGUCACAAGCAAAAUGGCUCUCAUAGAGUCUGGUCAGAGUCCAGUACACUCUGCUGCAGAUGGAGGUCAUGUGCAGUGCCUGCAGCUCCUGGUUGACAGCGGUUUUGAUGUGAACGCUCUACUUGACCAAACCAUCUCCGACAACUACAGUGACAUGCGUAGGAGCGCCCUUUACUUUGCCGUCUCAAAUGGAGAUGUAACUUGCACAGAGAUGCUGUUGAAUGCCGGAGCCAAACCUGAUCUGGAUCCCCUGCAGUGCCUCCUAGUGGCGGUGAGAGUUGGGAUGUACGAGAUUGUCAGGAUUCUCCUGGCCAGCCGAGCAAAUGUGAACUGUUACUUUACUGAGGUCAACGACACAGUGUUUCCCACUGCCUUACAAUACUGCCUGAAGGAUGAGGAGAUGAUCUCUGGUAAACAAGCUCAGUAA